CGCAAACGCACACACACCUGCCUACCUCGUCACCUACAGCCCCUCACAUAUUGAUCGGGGAAGAUAUCCUUGAAACAAAGAGGAGGACCUUUGAUCAGGUGCAUUCUUAUUGGCUCCAGUCGCCAAUCCCCGCAACCUCCCUCCAGCACAUCAAUCGACCCCAGCGUUGCUUAAGGCCCGCGACAACUUUCCCUCUUCAAGAUGGCGUCCGACAAGAAGGAGAAGAAUGAGAAGAAGGAGAAGAAGGAGAAGAAGCACAGCAGCGAUGGAGUGACCAAGGUCAAGAAGGACAAGAAGGAGAAGAAGGCCGAGAAGGACAAGCUGAAGCAGAAGGUUGCCGACACCCUCGACAGGCAGCUGCAGGCAGAUGCUGCUGCCGCCGCCGCAUCAGAUGACCAUGACGACCACCCGGGCUCCGACCUCGAGGAUAUCAAGAACCCUGAGGUCGAGACCAAAAUGGUAUACUUUGCCGUGCCAUUAGCUGAUGUCAAGGGCCACAAGAAGAUCUACAAGACUAUCAAGAAGGCGCGGAAAGCAGGCGCCCUUCAGCGCGGUGUCAAGGAGGUCAACAAGGCUCUUAGGAAGACCCCCCUCAAGACCCCCUCCAGCGCAGACCAGAUCCCCGGCAUCGCCAUCAUCGCAGGGGACAUCUCCCCCGACGAGGUCAUCAUGCACCUGCCCAUCUACUGCGAGGAGCACAAUGUCCCCUACCUCUUCGUCAAGUCUAGGCUCGAGCUGGGCAGCGCCGCCAAGACGAAGCGGCCCACCUCCGUCGUCUUCAUCCAGGAGAAGGGCAAGGAGAGCAAGGCUGCCAAGAAGGCUGAGGCUGAGGACGAGGACGAGGACGACGGUGCUAGCUACGCCGACGCCUACAAGGAGCUGUUGAAGCUUGCCCAGAAGGAGUACACCAAGCAGAUGAAGGAUGUUCUUCGGGGUUGAGACACCCAGGCAGAGUGGUCAUAGACAAACCCCAACAGUGAUCCACACACAUACACACAAACACAAACACACAAACACAAACACACACACACACACACACACACAAAAGACAGUUAAAAAUGGGGGAACCGGGGAAAACGGGAUCUUACCCUAGGGGGCGUUGGUGGGCGUAUGGAUGAAUUUUUGCAUGAAUCGUCGCGGGCUGGAUGGACUUCUUGUUAUAAAACCGUCUGUUGAUUCAACUGGAGGACGUUGACAACAAAUAGGGGUUGAAAAAUUCCAAAAGAAAGUACGUGCAUUUUACUGAAAAGCCAGUGCAUCUUUCUCUCU
Cryphonectria parasitica EP155 is the source of this 1269-nucleotide messenger RNA. RefSeq names its product L30e-like protein. Gene Ontology annotation, cellular component: ribonucleoprotein complex. Bases 202 to 939 code for a protein of 245 amino acids. Gene Ontology annotation, biological process: ribosome biogenesis. The record is from RefSeq and is a predicted model, not a curated record. The transcript has 2 exons. NCBI's taxonomy places the organism in Eukaryota, Fungi, Ascomycota, Sordariomycetes, Diaporthales, Cryphonectriaceae.